Messenger RNA from Populus euphratica (Euphrates poplar), 1256 nucleotides. Its product is annotated as protein-tyrosine-phosphatase IBR5-like. The transcript is spliced from 5 exons. The record is from RefSeq and is a predicted model, not a curated record. Gene Ontology annotation, molecular function: MAP kinase phosphatase activity. The coding region runs from base 169 to 993 and encodes 274 amino acids. Gene Ontology annotation, cellular component: nucleus. Gene Ontology annotation, biological process: protein dephosphorylation; negative regulation of MAP kinase activity; abscisic acid-activated signaling pathway. NCBI's taxonomy places the organism in Eukaryota, Viridiplantae, Streptophyta, Magnoliopsida, Malpighiales, Salicaceae.
CCAUUUAAAACAAAUAGUUUCCUCUGUCUCGUUCUCAAUCACGCCCGCCCAGACCCGUACCGAAAACUCUUCUAUCGGUUCCGUUAAAUAAACACCUAUCAUCAUCAUCAUAAUCAUCAAUCCCAUCUUUUUUGGCGAUUUAAUAAAUAAUAUUACUUAUUGGAUUGGAUGAUGAUGAUGAGGAAGAGGGAGCGAGAAAACCCCUGCGGGGUAUGCGGUCACUACCACAAGUACGAAGAGGGUGAGGUUUGCGGGAUUUGCGGCCACCGUAUGCCUGAAUCCACCGCCGAUAAGUCUCCCUCUGUUCACCUCAGCGCUUUUCCUUCUCAGAUCCUCCCCGACUUCCUUUUCUUAGGCAGCUACGACAACGCCUCUCGAUCCGAGCUCCUCAAAACCCAAGGAAUUACUCGUGUGCUCAAUACAGUUCCUGCGUGUCAAAAUCUCUACAAGAAUUCAUUCACCUAUCACUGCCUCCAAGAUGACAAGAUCUUACAAUUUGACGAUGCCAUUCAGUUUUUAGAGCAAUGUGAGAGGGACAAGGCUCGCGUUCUUGUCCAUUGCAUGUCAGGAAAAAAUAGGUCUCCAGCUAUUGUAAUGGCUUACUUGAUGAAGUCCAGAGGAUGGAGACUUGCUCAAUGUUACCAGUGGGUGAAAGAGCGGAGACCAUCUGUUGAUCUAACUCAAGCCGUGCACCAGCAGUUGCAUGAGUAUGAACAGAAGCUUUUCGGGUCAAAUGAUAAUAUCAACCCUGCCCUGCCAGUCUUCCCUCCUGUAGGUGCGCCAUCUUUUAGCUUUGGCUUCCCAAAGGCUAAUGAUCCAGUUCCUGUCCCAGCGUUCUUUGGUGUUGGUGCUCCCUCUAUCUUCACACGUCCUCUAGAAGUUCCUCCACAAGAGUUCCAGUUUGGAGCUGGUCAUCCCCAGAACAUAUCAGAAAGCUCCCUUGGCACCAAUUUGCCGAACCCGAAUGGUGGGGAUGUUUCAAUGGAUUCAUGAAUUUCAAUGCCCUCCCUGAUGAAUGAGCCUGCAAGUUUAGCAAUGACUAGAAGCUAAAUGAUCAUUAAGUGAGCUUGCAAUAGUGCAAGUUACAGGAAGUUCAAACUGAAAACUAUACUUUUGGUUUGGAUUUGGCGUGUGCCUUGGUUUAUUCACAAGUUUAUACAAGAGUGUUAAUUCCAAGAGUAGAGUUUUUGUCAUCUCCACAAAAGGUGUAUGGGUGCACAAAUUGUGUUAUCUCAGCGGCUUCUUGCAGCGUUUUU